AAGCGCACCUCGAGAAAACAAACCCUCCCUCUCUUCUCCGAAGCAUCGAAGCCUGCGAGAGAGAGAGAUAGAGAGAAUGGCGAAUCAGCCGCCCACAUCCAUCAACAACAAUUUGAAUUCAUCGGACGGUGGAGAUGCAGAGAAGCCAGUCCGUGUCUACGCUGACGGCAUCUACGAUCUCUUCCAUUUUGGCCACGCCCGAUCCCUCGAACAGGCCAAGAAAGCGUUCCCGAACACAUAUCUGCUUGUGGGUUGCUGCAGUGAUGAUGUCACCCACAAGUAUAAAGGGAAAACUGUCAUGACUGAAGAUGAGCGCUACGAAUCUCUUCGUCACUGCAGGUGGGUUGAUGAGGUCAUACCAGACGCUCCUUGGGUUAUCACACAGGAAUUCAUGGACAAACACAAGAUUGAUUAUGUCGCUCAUGAUUCUCUUCCAUAUGCUGAUGCAAGUGGUGCUGGCAAGGAUGUGUAUGAAUUUGUCAAAGCCGUUGGAAAAUUUAAAGAAACUCAGCGCACUGAUGGAAUCUCUACAUCGGAUAUUAUAAUGAGGAUCCUUAAAGAUUAUAACCAGUAUGUGAUGCGUAACUUGGCCCGUGGAUACACACGAAAGGAUCUUGGUGUCAGCUAUGUCAGGGAAAAGCGGUUGAGGGUGAAUAUGGGGUUGAAGAAGCUGCGUGAAAAGGUGAAGGAACACCAAGAAAAAGUGGGAGAAAAGUUAGUCACUGUUGCAAAAAAUGCCGGUUUGCAUCACGAUGAGUGGGUGGAAAAUGCCGAUCGAUGGGUUGCUGGUUUCCUUGAGAAGUUUGAGGAAGGUUGUCAUCUGAUGGGAACGGCCAUCAGGGACCGAAUCCAAGAGGGUUUAAAGAGGCAGCAGUCGAGAGGGCUCACGGGCUUCUUGAAGGAUAAUGACAGUGAUGUUGAUGAUGAUGAUGACGAUGAUGAUGUCAGUGAGUACGAAAGUUAUGAUAGUAGCGACGAAGAAGAAUAGGCUGGAGCUUCAUUUCAUGCACGUGUUUCAAGUAGGUAUUAAAGGUCAGUGCACUGUCUGCCUUGUGUUAUGAAUUUACUUGGGUUGUUCUUGUGAAGCUCAACCUAGCUUUCGUUUUUUGUAGAAUUGAUCAGUGACAGAACCUAACAGAUGAAUCCAUAUGAUUUUAUUUAGAUGCUUAUUUUCUGGAA
This is a messenger RNA of Magnolia sinica, 1179 nucleotides long. RefSeq names its product choline-phosphate cytidylyltransferase 2-like. The record is from RefSeq and is a predicted model, not a curated record. NCBI's taxonomy places the organism in Eukaryota, Viridiplantae, Streptophyta, Magnoliopsida, Magnoliales, Magnoliaceae. The coding region runs from base 77 to 988 and encodes 303 amino acids. Gene Ontology annotation, biological process: CDP-choline pathway. Gene Ontology annotation, molecular function: choline-phosphate cytidylyltransferase activity; phosphatidylcholine binding. The transcript has 8 exons.